GGCAUUUCUGGCUUUGUUCAACAUCUGAGGCCUGCCGGGAUUGCUUACUAACGUUGCUCACAACACCAUCAACUGACUUGAUUCCCAAUCCCGAUCCUCGCGCUCUUUCCAAGCCCGAUGAAUGAUGAUUCACACGAGUCUCGGAAUCGGAUCUGUCCCUCGACUCACUCGCGACUCUCGAGUCAGUUCUGUGUUGUUCUCAAAGAUCUUCGUUCAUGUCUGUGACUCUACUCAAAGCACAACAAGAGAACAAGUGAAAAAAGAGGUGGUCUUGAUUUGACUCGUGAAUCUCCAGUAUUAAAACCUCUCCGUCCAUUUUGUGCUACAUUAGGCCCAUUGAUCUUUCAACAUGGAUAAUUGUUGUGAUAGCAUGUUGAAGUACAUUAUCUUCAUCUUCAAUUUCUUCCUCUUCAUGACGGGUGUGGCCCUGAUUGUCAUGGGAGCCUAUGUCCACAUCGAAAUGAACCAAUACCUGAACUUUUUGGAUGACUCCUACUUGACCUCGCAAACCGUGUUCAUUGUGGUGGGCGUGGUCAUCCUCAUUGUCGGAUUUUUCGGCUGCUGUGGGGCGUGCACCGAAAGCUAUUGCAUGAUGUAUACCUUUGCCAUCCUCUUGGCUGUUGUGAUUAUCACUGAGAUUGGUUUGGCCAUUGCCGUGUAUAUCUUCCGGGGUCAAGCUCACGAUGAGAUCAAUCGGAAAAUGAUCGAAGGACUGAAGAACUACAGCGAUGAUCCCAACUCUCCUUAUGCUGGUGUGACCAACACGUGGACUGUUAUCCAGAGCGAUUUCAAUUGCUGCGGGGUGACCAAUUAUAUGGAUUGGAAAAAUGCCACCUUCUCCCAGAAUGCCAAUGUUCCUGCAUCUUGUUGCAAAGCGACUCCUCCCACCAGAGAUUGUGGUAAUGGAAUGUUGAAUGGAACUAGUGACCUGAGUAACAUUUAUCAAGAAGGUUGCCUGGUCAAGUUGGAACUCUUUGUGGAGGAGAAUAUCAGCGCGGUGGGUGGAAUCGCCAUUGGAAUCGUAGUGUUACAGAUCUUAGGCGUGCUUGUGUCUUGUAUGUUGGCUGGUAACAUGAAGAGGCGGGCCAACUAUGUCUAGCUCGGUGGAGCGCAACUAGAGCCAUCGAUUGAAAUCCCUUUAUGCGUCUCACGAAGUCCUGUCUCUCAGAUGAUUGAAAUGCCAAAAGCCUCGACCACUAGAGGAGCUCUUUUAGUCACUUGAAUCCUUGACAAUUGCCGUAUUGAUGAUCAUUUGGUCUAUUUAUGCCAUUUUCUUGUGCCUUAUUCGAGGGCUCCUUUUUUAUCAAUGGGAACGAAAUCUCACCAGAAAUAGGAACAAAAUAAAAAAAUGGAAAACACAA
Tigriopus californicus is the source of this 1361-nucleotide messenger RNA. RefSeq names its product CD63 antigen-like. Gene Ontology annotation, cellular component: membrane. The transcript is spliced from 3 exons. The record is from RefSeq and is a predicted model, not a curated record. Lineage: Eukaryota; Metazoa; Arthropoda; Copepoda; Harpacticoida; Harpacticidae. Bases 350 to 1099 code for a protein of 249 amino acids.